Molecule: messenger RNA, 2397 nt
Organism: Opisthorchis viverrini
Lineage: Eukaryota; Metazoa; Platyhelminthes; Trematoda; Opisthorchiida; Opisthorchiidae
Exons: 2
Coding region: 1-2397 (798 amino acids)
Biological process (GO): homophilic cell-cell adhesion
Cellular component (GO): plasma membrane
Molecular function (GO): calcium ion binding
Source: RefSeq, a predicted model, not a curated record
AUGACAACUCUAUGGUCUUUCGGUAUCAACACAAUGCUCCGAGUCUUUCUGCUCGCCAUUCCACAGCCUAGCUGGUCGUAUAGUUUAUCUCCAGAAAGAGGGGUCACACAAGCUCUACGACUGACUACGCAAGUAUCAGAAUCAGCUCCAGACACCAUUGUGGCCAACCUCACCAAACUCUUGUCCAGUUCCGGUAUUCCGAAUGAUUUCCUACAUCAAAAAAACAGGUCGCUUCUUCCAGUCACUUUUGAGUUGUUGGAUAUAAGUGCCAAUCUACUGUCCAUGUUGCUUCCACAUCAGCGUGUGAACUUCGCUUCUGUUGUACACAUCGAAUCACACUUUGGCCUUUUAAGGUUCACUGUAUCACUAGACCGAGAACGAUUAUGUCCUGACUUGCAGGGGACUAACACACCAUGUGCCGUUAAUCUGCUUGUGGUCGCCCAUGUUGUACGACCACCAGACGAAGUUUUUACUGCAAGUAGCGGGGACCAACCGGUCAGUCAGAAGACACACACGGAAGCAAUCUAUAUUGAUCUGACCAUCAUAGUCGCCGACUUGAAUGACAAUGCGCCGUAUUUUCCAAAACUAGGUGGUUCAGACCUAGGUAUUCGAAACCUAUAUGUAACAGAAGAGUGCCCACUUGGAACUUUGAUUUCUCUACCAAUGGCAUUAGAUUCAGACAGUUUAGACAAUGGCAUACGACGCUAUGACUUUCAUUCGGCGUCAACGUCGGUAGAGAUCAGACAACAUUUCCAAAUCCGACUUUUCCGCGGAAUUGGAAUCCAGUGCGAACACAUGCAGCUUGAUCCAGAGAACAGAAUGCUCGAUACAAAUCUUGAAGGGUUAGAUGCACCUUCCAAUCCAGGUGUGAUACCCUGCCUCCAAGUAAUUCGUCGUAUAGAUCGAGAACAGGUGAACCAAUUCAACUUCCGCUUGGUUGCGUUCGAUGCAGCGAAUCAACAGGGUGAUGUAAACGUUCGUCUCAUUGUACGAGAUAUCAAUGACAACUACCCAACAUGGUCCCGGGUACUCACCGUCUAUACGCAUGACGGUCGUACCCGUUUGGUUGAAGGUUUACAACCGUCUGGUUGGAUGCAGUCUUCGUUUAAUGGAACGACUGAUAAUAUCCGCUACUGGAUGACUACUCAGGAAUGUACAUCACAAAGGAAGCUUGUCCAACUCAAAGCGGAUGACCAAGAUGAUCCUGAGACAGAUAAUGGGCGUGUAAACUUCCAAAUAAGUGAACAGUCCCCCGAUCUUGAGAGGAUUCGACGACGUAUUUUUAUUUCAGGAGACCACAUUUAUCUCACUGAUUCUGGAUUGAGAGGUCUGAGCCUCAUGAACAUUUCCUUACUGGUGACUGCAAAAGACGGAGCAGGAAAAUUCAGCGACGCCUGGCUGGAUCUGCAUAUUGAAGAUUGUAACGACCACCCACCAAUGAUUUUGAUGCGCGGAAACGAGUUUAGUUUAGUCGAAAACUCCCGUGGUCAGGCAGAUUUAAUCAGUCUGAUUACUGUUCGCGACCUUGACGUGGAGAAUUCGGCAAACUCCGUCUUCCGAUGUUUUCUGAACGACACAAGAUAUUUUUCUCUGAAAGAGGCCGUUCACGGUCCAGCAGCAAACGUACUUGUUGGUGGCGCAGACCAAAAAUUGCUUACAGACGUAGAAUCACCUCACGAGUUUGUCUCAAAUCCGCCAUCAACGUCAUCUUUCGACCCAGGUAGACGCGGACGAUGGUCAGUAUUUCGACUGGAGACUCAACCUACAGUGCAUUUUGAUCGUGAAUCGACAGCCAGGUACAUUGUAAUGCUUCAGUGUGUCGACAAUGGAACACCAGCACUUACCUCCAGCAGAGUCAUUGUAAUCAAUAUUCAAGAUGUGAAUGAUAAUCAUCCAAGGUUUUAUCGAAAAGAAGACCGGCAAACCUUAAUGAAACAAAACCAAAUGGGUUGGAAUACAAAGCGUUCUGACAACUUGCAGUCAACAUGGAAUCUAAGUGAACAGAAAACUUUCGAAUUCCGGAUAGCAGAGAACGCUGACAGAGGUUCACUUGUUGGCCGUUUGUACGCAGCUGAUCCAGACAGUGGGGAGAAUGCUCGAAUCACAUUCGAAAUGGUUAGUUCCACGACACGUGUAGAGGCUAACCAGGGUAAUUCCAAAUUGGAGCCUGAUCAAAAUGAACGGUUUACAGUUUCCACAAGUGGCGAAAUACAUCUGAUCAAAGACCUUGACCGUGAACAGCAAGAUAAGUACUUGCUUCAUGUCCGAGCACGAGAUAAUGGCUCUCCUGAAAGCUUGAGCAGUACAGCUACAGUUGUGAUUCAUGUAGAGGAUGUGAACGACUGUCAUCCAGAAUUCCACGGCGAGUACAAUUUCAAUGUAAGUCACCCAUUCUGA